Molecule: messenger RNA, 936 nt
Organism: Coniophora puteana RWD-64-598 SS2
Lineage: Eukaryota; Fungi; Basidiomycota; Agaricomycetes; Boletales; Coniophoraceae
Exons: 4
Coding region: 25-882 (285 amino acids)
Biological process (GO): cristae formation
Cellular component (GO): MICOS complex; mitochondrial crista junction
Source: RefSeq, a predicted model, not a curated record
GGAGUGUGCCUCCCCCGUCACCAAAUGUUCCGGAUAGUAGCUUCUAGAAGGUCUGCGGCAUUGGCGGCUGCCAGCGUCGCGGGCGUUACGCUCGCUGACGUCGAUACCGGAAAACCGCGGGAGAAGCUCUCGAUUUAUCCCAGCCCAACACCCGAGAUCCUUCUUCUCGACACGCCGUCGGUCCUCGAGACUCGCAUUGGGGAAGUGCGCCGGAACGUGACGGAUGCGUAUAACAAUGGGUACAACCAGGUGCAGGGCCUCGUAUCGCGUUGGAUUGGCGUCGAGCAAGCUGUGGAAUCCCGCAUAAAAUCCUUCCGCGACCCCACCGAACCCCUCACACCCUCCAUCCUCUAUGUCGGUAUCGCAACCCUCACCGGCUCCAUCCUCGCGCGCUCGCGUUCCCUCCCCGUCCGCGUCGCGCUCCCACCAACGCUAUUCGUCGCAUCCCUCAUGCACUUCCUACCCAAGACGGCUGCCAACGUGGGCGAGUACGCCGAGGAGCUCGAAGAGCGGUUCGUCCCCGCGUUCGGGCACUUCCGGCGCACGGGCGUCGCGCACUCGCGCAUGGGUUGGGAGCAGCUCAAGGACAGGACUGCUUCGGGCCGGGAGUCCUUGAGUCGCAGCGUGAGCGGUGUUAUUGGGCAAGUGCAGGCGGGCACGGGCUUGAAGCUGCAAGAGGCGAUGGGUUAUGCGCAGGAGAAGGUGGAGCAGGCCAAAGAGCAGGCCAAGGUGGGCGCUGGCGAGCUUGUCACGGCUAAGGACCAGCUGAAGGAGCAGGCGAAUGUGCAAACGGAGGAACUCAAGAAGGCAGCGGAAAAGGAGAUUGGCAAGGUAGGGAGGGAGGGUCCCCCCAACGGGUUAGAAGGCUCGAAGAAGGUAUAGAACAACUGGACUAUGUUUAGACCUUAGACAUAAUGAUUAUCCGUCAUAUUUCUC